Molecule: messenger RNA, 1542 nt
Organism: Coniosporium apollinis CBS 100218
Lineage: Eukaryota; Fungi; Ascomycota; Dothideomycetes
Exons: 3
Coding region: 1-1542 (513 amino acids)
Biological process (GO): transmembrane transport; carbohydrate transport
Cellular component (GO): membrane
Molecular function (GO): carbohydrate:proton symporter activity
Source: RefSeq, a predicted model, not a curated record
AUGCAUAUGCCUAAGAUCUACAACACUUACUUUGUGGCGCUCAUUGCUACCGUCGGUGGUAUGCUUUUUGGUUUUGACAUCUCGUCCAUGUCAGCUAUCAUUGGAACAAAACAAUAUGUUUCUUACUUCAACAACCCGCACGGCAUCAUCCAAGGAGCAAUCGGUGCUGCCCUCGCAGCUGGCUCUGUGGUUGGAUCGUUGUUUGCCGGACCAUUUUCGGACAGAAUUGGUCGCAGGGACUCCAUCUUCUGUGCUUGUUUCUUCUGGAUAGCUGGAACUGUGGUUCAGGUUGCCUGCAAUGGUUACGGCAUGCUGAUCGCAGGUCGAGUAUUGAACGGCAUCUGUGUCGGCAUCACGUCCUCGCAAGUUCCAGUCUAUCUCGCAGAAAUCGCAAAGAAAGAAAAGAGAGGCUCCAUCAUCGUCAUUCAGCAGCUCGCCAUCGAGUGGGGCAUUUUAAUCAUGUUCUUUAUCGGCUACGGAUGCUCCUUCAUUGCUGGAACAGCUUCUUUCCGGAUUGCCUGGGGCACUCAGUUCAUUCCUGCCGUCAUCCUUAUGCUCGGCAUUCCAUUCCUUCCAAGGUCUCCACGAUGGCUUGCAAAGGUUGGCCGCAAUGAGGAAGCGAUUGCCACGUUGGCCAACAUUCAAGCUCAAGGAAAUCGCGAUGAUCCUCUUGUCGUCGCUGAAUGGGAAGAAAUCACCACCGUUCUUACUGCCGAACGCCAGUCAGCAAAGGGCUGGCGCAAGUUCUUCAAGAAUGGUAUGUGGCGCCGUACGCUCGCUGGCACGUCCGUCCAAGCCUGGCAACAGCUGAGCGGUGCGAACGUCAUGACCUAUUACGUCGUCUAUGUUUUCGAGAUGGCCGGCCUCUCAGGAAACAUCAAUCUCAUCUCCUCUGGGGUGCAAUACGCACUCUUCAUCAUCUUCACCUCAGUGGUCUUCUUCUUCAUCGACAAGAUCGGCCGUCGCCCUCUACUGAUUUACGGCGCCAUCGGCAUGGGCAUUUGCCAGUUCGUCGUGGGAGGCGUGCUGGGAGCCUACAGCGAGAGCGUUCCUGAUGGCGUGGGAGGCAACCCCAAUGUUAUCAUCAGGGUCACGGGCGCCCCGAGCCAUGUCGUCAUCGCCUUCUCCUACCUGCUGAUCAUCGUCUACGCGCUUACUCUAGCGCCUGUCGCCUGGGUUUACGCUGCGGAAGUGUGGUCUCUCGAGACGCGCGCAACCGGCAUGGCAAUGGCAGCAGUCGCAAACUGGCUAUUCAACUUCGCGCUCGGGCUCUUCGUGCCGCCAGCGUUUGGCAGCAUCUCAUGGAGGACCUUCAUCAUCUUCGGAGUCUUGUGCUUCGGUGCUGCGGCGCAGGCUUAUCUCACCUAUCCUGAGACUUCGAAGAAGUCGCUUGAGGAGAUUGAGUUCUUGUUUAGCUCCAAGGGCCCGAAGCCGUGGAAGACACGUCCGGGUGAGUCGGAACUUGAUGCCAAGAUUGAGCAGGAGGUAAGGAGGCGCAGCAGUGUUGCAAUGGUUGGAGAAUAUGUGCAUGGAAAGGUUUGA